AUGUCUAUUUUACGGAAGAGAAAUAAAAAUGACGCCUUCACAGAGUAUACGUGCAGUAUUCGGUUUUUGGACGACAGCGAAACUACACAGCUGACGUUCAAGAAAGACACGCUGGGACACUGGCUGUUUGACCAGGUCUGUGAGAAGCUGAAUCUGGUGGAGAAGGAUUAUUUCGGACUUCGUUAUGUGGACACAGAAAACCAGCGGCACUGGCUAGACCCCCUGAAGCCUGUCUACAAGCAGCUCAAAGGACUCAGUAAGAUGGUUCUUUGCUUCCGUGUCAAGUUCUACCCUGAAGAUCCCAUGAAACUGCAUGAAGAGAUUACCAGGUAUUACCUGUUUCUGCAGCUGAGGCGAGAUCUUCAUCACGGACGCUUGCUGUGUUCCCCUGAAGAGUCCAUCCAGCUGGCAGCCUAUAUCAUACAGUCGGAGGUUGGGGACUAUGACCCGCAAGAUCAUCCCAUUGGUUACGUGUCCAGCUUCAAGAUGUUACCCAAACAGACUCCUAGGUUGGAGGAGAAGAUCACUGAAGCACACAAGGCCUUGGCUGGUAAAGUACCCUCGGAGUGUGAGGCCAGCUUCCUCAAAAAGGCGGCCAGCAUGGAUACGUACGGUGUUGACCCACACCAAGUCAAGGAUCAGAAAGGGGACCCGCUGUACCUGGGAGUGACACACCUGGGGGUUAUGACAUUCCGUGGCAACAGACGCACCCAGCUCUUUAAGUGGAACCAGAUUAAAAGACUUGCUUAUGAAGGCAAAGUGUUCAUAAUUAACUACAGUAAUUCCGAGGAUGAUUCAGCUGGUUCUAAAAAGGUGAGUGAAUCCUUAGACAUAUCUAUAUACCAUAUUUUGGGACCUGUUAAACACCAGGCUGUGGGAUACAAGUGUCAGACUGCAGCCGCGGCCAAGUACUUGUGGAGAUGUUCCGUGGAGCAGCAGCUGUUCUUCACACUGUCAUCGUCAGCAACAGCACCCAAGAUCCGGUCUGGUGGAUCUCUUUUUUCUCGUGGUUCCAAGUUUCGAUUCAGUGGCAGAUGCCAAAAUGAGGCUUAUGAAGCCAGCGGCAACAUUCGCAGAGCUGAACCACCGUUUGCCAGAGCAUCUUCACUGCCCAAUGUGUCCAAGAAGAAUAAUCCUGGCCUGGUUAAGAACAACACAAUGAGGAACUCUCAGGCUUCCUCCAGCUUUAAAGAAGAUCGAAGGCAGUUUAAUGUGUAUCUGGCUAGAGGCAGAAACAAAGAAG
This is a messenger RNA of Candidula unifasciata, 1243 nucleotides long. The record is from the annotation of a GenBank genome assembly. Lineage: Eukaryota; Metazoa; Mollusca; Gastropoda; Stylommatophora; Geomitridae.